AUGGCGCCUGUGCGUUCGCAGGCUCUUCGCCCCUCUCGGGGGGCAUCGUCCGCUGAUGAGAAUGCGCCUUCUUCUUCUCUCUCUCCCAGUGUCUCUUCUCAGUCGAAACCACCUCCGCAGGCCGCACCUGCGGGGAGCUCGCGCGCGAAAACGGCGACAAAAAAGGUUUUCGACAAUCUGCAGAGCCUCGAGAAAAAUAACGAACCAUCUCGCCAGAGGCCACAACGCUCAGCUACCCAGGAAGAGUCGUCGCGUUCGACUCGGCCCUCAAGGAGCGCCGCUCGCCCAGUCUCUGCCUCGGCGUCGCGCAAACGCGAGCGGUCGUCUUUCCCCUCUUCUCCGCGUUCUUCCCGCCGCACGACCGGAGACAGCCAGGAGGCCAAAGAAGCCGAGAGGGACGCGCAGGGGCCUGGAAGGGAGAAGCGUCUUGUGCCUGCGGCGUCUUCUCGCCGCACUGCUCCAGACAGCUCAGCGCGUGCGGAGGCAGCCUCUAACAAGAAGGCGAAGACGGCGAGUUCUCUCUCUUCUUCGCGCCGGGGUUCAGCUGGACUUCGCGAGACCGAGCGAGGCGCAGAAACGGAAGGAAGGCGACAGGAGAAACAGGACACGGGAAGAACUCGCGCGCGUGAGAGAAAGAGAGAAAGGGGCCGAGGCGGGACAGCUGCUCAACGAAAGGCCAAAGAUGAGGAUCGACUGGGAUGUAUCGACACCGACGAUGAAGUGCCUCCACGAGUAGGAGACAGCGUCGUCGAUGAAGCGGCGGUCAAAACGAUUCUCAAGAGCGAGGUGCCCAACACUGUUUUCAAAGUCUUCUGCACGCACUGCGAGCCGAACUACAGCCAACCCUGGACGACGAGGCGUCAAACGACCUCGACAAGCACCGGCUUCGUCACCCUCGACGCGAACGGAGAAAAGUGUCUCCUCACCAAUGCCCAUUCCGUUGAGCACGCCGCCGUCGUGCAAGUUCGCAAGCGAGGUGACCACCAAAAGUAUGAAGCGGAGGUUCUUUGCAUUGGCCUCGAGUGUGAUUUGGCGAUGCUGCGCGUCUCGGACCCCGACUUUUGGAAAGGUCUCGGCCCGCCGCUCCAGUGGGGAGCCUCACCGCGCCUCGGAGAUCCGGUGACGGUCGUUGGAUAUCCCCUUGGCGGCGACAAUUCCUCAGUUACCCAGGGCGUUGUCUCGCGCACAGACCUACAGCAGUACUGCCUGGGUUCGUGCAGUUUGCUCGCCAUUCAAAUCGACGCCGCAAUCAAUCCGGGAAACAGCGGCGGACCGGCUCUGAACAGGGAUAGCCAGUGCGUCGGGAUCGCCUUCCAGAGCUUGAAGGAUGGCGACACCGAAAACAUUGGCUACAUCAUUCCGAGCGAGGUUGUAGGGCACUUCCUGGAGGACUAUCGCCGGCACGGUCGCUGUCUCGGAUUUGGCGACGGAGGCUUCACCUGGCAAAAGUUGGAAAAUAAAUCGCUGCGACAGGCACUCGCUCUGAAAUCCAAGGACGAGGGCAUUCUCAUCAAAAAGUUGGAUGGCGGAGGCGCGGCGAAGGAGGUGCUGCAGAAGGGGGAUAUUCUUUUGGAGAUCAGUGGCAAGAAGAUUGCGAGCGACGGCACGGUGGCCUUUCGAAACGGAGAGAGGAUUCUUUUCACGUGGCUGCUGAGUCAGAUGUAUGUCGGGGAGCGUUGCGCAGUGAAGAUUCUGAGAAGCAACAAGGAAAGGAAGGAAACGUUCAGCGUGGGGAAACUCAGCUUGCUCGUCCCCGCGAACAGCGACUUGCGACGGCCGCAAUACCUCAUCGUCGGCGGCCUCGUUUUCGUCCCGCUUUCGGAACCGUUCUUGAAGAGCGAGUACGGCGAGGACUUCGAAUCGCGCGCUCCAGUCCGACUCCUCGACAAAUGGCAACACGGAUUCCAGUCGUUCCCCGGCGAGCAAUUCGUCAUCCUCAGCCACGUCCUCGCCCACGACGUCACAGUCGGCUACGAGCACCUCCACAACGUCCAAGUUCAGCAAUUUAAUGGGACGAGUGUAAAGACCCUACAACACCUUGCGGAACUCGUGGAGAAAUCGACUGAGGAAUAUUGGAGAUUCGACCUCGACCACGACGAAGUCGUCGUGCUGGAAGCCGCCGCCGCUCGGAGGGCGCUUCCCCACAUUCUCCAGCGGAACAUGAUUCGAAGCCACAAGUCGGAGGACGUCUGA
Molecule: messenger RNA, 2193 nt
Organism: Neospora caninum
Lineage: Eukaryota; Apicomplexa; Conoidasida; Eucoccidiorida; Sarcocystidae
Exons: 10
Coding region: 1-2193 (730 amino acids)
Biological process (GO): proteolysis
Molecular function (GO): protein binding; serine-type endopeptidase activity
Source: RefSeq, a predicted model, not a curated record